Messenger RNA from Sorex fumeus (smoky shrew), 718 nucleotides. RefSeq names its product monofunctional C1-tetrahydrofolate synthase, mitochondrial-like. Gene Ontology annotation, molecular function: ATP binding; formate-tetrahydrofolate ligase activity. The transcript has a single exon. NCBI's taxonomy places the organism in Eukaryota, Metazoa, Chordata, Mammalia, Eulipotyphla, Soricidae. The record is from RefSeq and is a predicted model, not a curated record. The annotation marks the transcript as partial.
GUGGACCUGGCGUGGGUCGUGCGAGGAGCUGCGAAUAAAGGAAGUCGUUUUCAGUUCCUGUACGACCUGGAGCUGCCAAUCGUGGAGAAGAUAAGAACCAUUGCCCAGACCGUCUACGGGGCCAGGGAUAUCGAAAUCUCUCCUGAGGCGCAGACCAAAAUCGAUCGCUACACGCAGCAGGGCUUUGGCAAUUUGCCCAUCUGCAUGGCAAAGACCCACCUGUCUCUGUCGCACCAGCCCGACAAGAAGGGCGUGCCCAGGGAUUUCAUCCUGCCCAUCAGCGACGUUCGUGCCAGCACUGGGGCCGGGUUCAUCUACCCGUUGGUGGGAACGAUGAGCACCAUGCCCGGGCAACCCACCCGGCCCUGCUUCUAUGACAUCGAUCUGGACCCAGACACGGAGCAGAUCACAGGCUUGUUCUGAAGCAUCACGGUGCCCACGGACCACUUCCGGCUCCCAAAAUCACAAACUCACGCCUUGCCUUUUUACUACAUUUGGAGGAGAAGAUGAAUUUGAAAUACACUGGUUACGAAACCCAGGGAAAAGGUGAAAUGACCCAAGAUUGAUUCUUCUUUCAAGAGAAUACUGUUUGCAACAGAGUAUUUCUCUACUUCAGAAAUGGACCUCCACCAAGUUUGAAAGAAAUGAAUUUUCUUCCCACUGCUUAUAGGUUGGAAUGUUUAUUUUAUGGGAACAAGGGAUUAAAAGAGUGUGAACU